Messenger RNA from Scleropages formosus (Asian bonytongue), 1004 nucleotides. RefSeq lists its product as uncharacterized. The coding region runs from base 76 to 828 and encodes 250 amino acids. The transcript has 6 exons. NCBI's taxonomy places the organism in Eukaryota, Metazoa, Chordata, Actinopteri, Osteoglossiformes, Osteoglossidae. The record is from RefSeq and is a predicted model, not a curated record.
CGUCUGACAGUGACGUGUUCCUCCGGAAAGCGGAAGUAAAAUCUUACAACGGACGUGGGCGGAGCUGUAGUCCAUAUGCGCCCUGCGCUACAACAGCUCCUCCUCGCCAUGUGUCUCAACCGUUCGUUGUUUGUCUGCGAGGAUCCAGCGACAUGGAGAUGUGUCUAUGCCAAAUACUGGGAGGUGGUGGAACUCAAGUCGAGGCUGAGCAAGGAUGGGAAGGCGGGAAAGCUUUUAACACUGGAUAAAUGGUAUCAGGAGGAGCUACCUAUGGCCAUAGCUAGCCGGGCUGAGCGUUUUGUCACACACUCAGAACUUGUUAAAGUGAUGGAGUGGAAGCUUACAAGGGGAAAAUUUCGGCCUCGGCUGCAGCAGCUGGUAGCUACUAAUCCAAGCGAGACGGUGGAAAAGUGCACCAAAAGAGCCUUCAGUUUCCUCCCUGAUGUUCAGGCCGCGAUCUUAGAGCUCAGCUCUCUAAAAGCCGUGGGGCCAGCCACUGCUUCAGCGGUUCUCACUGCUGGAGCCCCAGAACUGGCUGCGUUUAUGGCUGAUGAAGCGAUGGAGACCAUUCCUGGUCUGAAGCCCAUCCAAUACACUGCCAAGCACUAUUCUCUUUACCUACAGAGUGUGGUGGAGUGCACUAACACACUCAACAAAGUGGACUGUGAGCAGGACUGGACGCCCCACAGGGUGGAGCUCUGUCUGUGGGCCUGGGCUGUGGCCAGUCAGCUGCAGCCGUCUCUGCUCCAGGACCUCAAAGAAGCGGAAUGCUCUGAAGAGGGGUUGGAGAAAAGCCAGAAACCAGCCAAAAGACAGAAAACCAAGUAGACUGUUCUGCAAGAUUUUUUUUUUUCCAUUUUUUCUACAUUGUGCAUUUAUAUUAGGAGCAAAUGGGAGUAAAUCACAACUUACACUAAAGUUAAUCCAGGUAGUUGUGUGCAUGUCCUUAUUGUAUACUUUUUAUGUGAGACUUUUUGUACUUGUCAAAUGAUUUAUGUUUCCUU